AUGAUUCCAUUUCAGAGGCAAAAAGGACAUGCGCCCCCUGGGGGAGUGCAUUCGCAAGCCUGGAUUCCACCUAGCGGCACGCCAGCCCUCUGCGACAAACGACUCCGUGAGCGGCGAAGAAGCAUGGAAUGCACUGAAGAGGGGCUCCAAGCGACACAAGGAGACACGUGGGUUAUGACGACUCUCCCCAUUCAGUAUUCUGACGGUUCUCCUCCUGCGAGGGUCAAAUCUCGGGGCAUUGACAAGGUGUUGCCUGCCUUGGUAAUACCGGAUGCUCCCACAUCCGGACCUGAGUACGCGGCGGUAUUCUACUUCAGGCAGAACGACCUCUACGGAAAGCAGGCACCCGUCGAAUUCAAGCGCUCGUCUUACGGGCUGCAGUCAAAGUAA
This is a messenger RNA of Besnoitia besnoiti, 390 nucleotides long. RefSeq lists its product as uncharacterized. Bases 1 to 390 code for a protein of 129 amino acids. Lineage: Eukaryota; Apicomplexa; Conoidasida; Eucoccidiorida; Sarcocystidae. The transcript has a single exon. The record is from RefSeq and is a predicted model, not a curated record.